This is a messenger RNA of Penicillium verhagenii, 1587 nucleotides long. RefSeq names its product PHD finger domain-containing protein. The record is from RefSeq and is a predicted model, not a curated record. Bases 1 to 1587 code for a protein of 528 amino acids. Lineage: Eukaryota; Fungi; Ascomycota; Eurotiomycetes; Eurotiales; Aspergillaceae. The transcript has a single exon.
AUGAGAUUCGGAAGACGGCCUCGGACAGAGGCAGCGGGGGCGUGGAAUCUGCGAAUAAAUGGUGAGCAAUCAUGGAAGCCCUGGGGUGUUGGCCUUGAGCGCAGGCUAAGAAGAACAGAAAAAUGGUACCGCUCGCGUCUUCUUAAAGUGAACCUGGACGACAAGGAAAUCCACCGCAAGGUUAAGGAGAUCUUUGAGAAUCGCGACCAAAUUGAUCUGGAUGGAUGGAUCGAGGUCCCAUUUGCUCAUCCACUCCUAUCGAGUUUCCAUCGCUCAGUCACUAUCGACCUGGACAUGGAUAUGAUAAUGGUCCGAGUUUGGAAUGCUAUCCAAGAUGGGCCCCGGACGAUGAAAACCUUCAAGGCUCAUCUUACCACUGUCUAUAACAGUCCUAUAUUUUCCCUUGAGGAUUGGAGCCAAGAAGCUCCUCAGUUCCCUCAGCUGGCAAGUACUACCUUGAACAAAACAACUUCCAUUGUCACGAAGGUAUUAUCGCGCCUCAACAUAGAGCUUCCCACUGCUAUGUUCGAACUUCAGCAGCGAUUCUUUAUUGAUUUUGUCCUGAUAUGGAGGGACUGGAUUGAUGAUCCUUUGACUUGGAAUCUUGCCAACCCGGCAUUUUAUGCCUUUUCGAGGGCUUUUCUUCACCUCGCGGCUUGGGACUUCGAGAUAUCGCAAGAUCCAAGGGGCCACCCAAUAAGGCCAGAGUCUUUUCCCGAGUGGAAAUAUCCAAAUGCUGACAUAUAUUGGUUUCAUGGAUUACUAGUGGUCCUAGAGGGAGACGUCCGCUCUCCUGACUCCGUUCACCUAGCUAUUGAGCGGGCUAGGAUGCUUCUUCCCAACGCCCAAUUUCAACACCGACGGAAAGUCCACUGUGUUCUCCUCUCACCAAUGGAUGUUGUUCUUAUCGAGCUUUCGCAACACACGAUAACUAGUACAAGGCCGUUUCCGAUAGUCACCAAUCUCGCGGCCUUGGAAGGCUCCCCUGGAUUUCGGCUUCUAGCACAAGUAUUCUCUACAACGCGCUGGAAAGAGGACUACAAUUUCAGGGAGAAUUGGGCCUCUCGACUUCCGCCGGAAAUUCUCACUAUUAUCCUGGAUCAAUCGGCGCCAAAGGAUACUGUGGCACUUGCUCAAGCUUCAUUCGCAUUUGAAGAAUCAUACUAUGCAUCAUUACCGCAACUGUCUUACAUCAAAGGGAUAGAAAAUAUGUUUCUUUCUGUCCCUUGCUGCGAGAAACGCGCUGGGCUAGAAAAUGGACUUUUAUGUUCCCAAUGCUUGACAUGGCAGCAUCGAGGUUGUACUGAUCCUAAAUACCUCAAUGACGACGAUUUCAUUUGUCUAUCCUGCCAAGUGGAACCUACUGGCUUGAAACUUGAGCCCGGCGGAAUUCAUCAAUCAAGUUAUGACCUCAAACGGAGACUACAUUACGCCAGAACUAACAGCCGGUUAACGGCACCACGCUUAUGUUUUAGAAAGGCUGGGGGAUGGUACUCUGGCGGGUUCAAUUUUGUGAUACGCCAUAACGGGAUGUUUUCAGGGCUUGCUUAUCUCUACUACCCCCAUGAUAAACAAACAUUAGCAUGA